This is a messenger RNA of Piliocolobus tephrosceles (Ugandan red Colobus), 2564 nucleotides long. It is a transcript of the gene POFUT3, whose product is annotated as protein O-fucosyltransferase 3. Bases 620 to 2059 code for a protein of 479 amino acids. Gene Ontology annotation, molecular function: alpha-(1->3)-fucosyltransferase activity. Gene Ontology annotation, cellular component: Golgi membrane. The record is from RefSeq and is a predicted model, not a curated record. NCBI's taxonomy places the organism in Eukaryota, Metazoa, Chordata, Mammalia, Primates, Cercopithecidae. The transcript is spliced from 5 exons.
GCUCCAGUCCUAGUCCAGUUGGAGAAACGGAAAGUUUCCAGUGUCUUGAAGAAGAGGGCCCCGGAGAACUUUCCAUAGGGCCGUGGCCUCAGGCGGACUGCGAACCACGAUAACCAGCAGGGGGCGGCCCAGUGUUCUUAGAACCCGGGUCCCACGAGCUUGUGAACAGGGCACGGGUGAAAACCCGGAUCCAGGUAACUCCGCCGGAACGCGCGCCGAGCUCGCCCGCGCGGCUGCCUCCGCCGCUCCUGAUCGGCUCUCCGGGUCUUCCCGGGGCCCAGGCUGGGGCUCUUAGGGAGAAAGGAAGCGGCCCUGCAGUCCGCUGGGUGAACCCUGCUCCGCGCGAGAAUUUUUUGAUGCCUUCUUAUUUGGAUAAAUCUCCAGCUGCUCUGGUGAUAGCCUAAGAAGACUGCAUGCUGCUUCCUUUUGAUGCCAAGCCAGGCCCUCUCGCAACCUCGGAUCUCAGUCCUUCAUGGAGACCAGGUCCCAGCAGGAAUGGCAGUGCAGGAAAUUGGCGCCCAGAUGGUUCUUCCAUGUGAAGUUGUCUCGGGCUCUGGGCUGACGAGAGAACACCUGGUAACCAGGUUAGCCCUCUGUCAGUCACCUAGGGCAGGGCAGCAUGGUGCGGAUUCAGAGGAGGAAGCUUUUGGCAUCUUGCCUGUGCAUCACAGCCACCGUCUUUCUGCUCGUCACACUCCAGGUCAUGGUUGAGCUGGGGAAGUUUGAAAGGAAGGAGUUUAAAAGUUCUAGUUUGCAAGAUGGACAUACAAAAAUGGAGGAAGCACCUACGCACCUUAAUUCAUUUCUUAAGAAAGAAGGAUUAACUUUCCACAGGAAAAGAAAAUGGGAAUUGGACAGCUACCCCAUUAUGCUCUGGUGGUCCCCGCUGACGGGGGAAUCUGGGAGGUUAGGCCAAUGUGGAGCAGAUGCUUGUUUCUUCACCAUCAACCGGACCUACCUGCGUCAUCACAUGACCAAAGCAUUCCUCUUCUAUGGUACUGACUUUAACAUAGACAGCUUACCUCUGCCUCGGAAAGCUCAUCAUGGCUGGGCUCUUUUUCAUGAAGAGUCCCCAAAAAACAAUUAUAAGCUCUUUCAUAAACCGGUGAUCACCUUGUUCAACUACACUGCCACGUUCAGCAGGCAUUCCCACUUGCCACUAACUACCCAAUACUUGGAGAGCAUUGAAGUCCUGAAGUCACUCCGAUACCUAGUUCCUUUGCAGUCCAAAAACAAGCUUAGAAAAAGACUUGCUCCGCUGGUCUAUGUACAGUCAGACUGUGACCCACCAUCAGACAGGGACAGCUAUGUUCGCGAGCUCAUGGCUUACAUCGAGGUUGAUUCCUAUGGUGAAUGUUUACGCAACAAAGACCUCCCUCAGCAGCUGAAAAAUCCAGCCUCUAUGGAUGCCGAUGACUUUUAUAGGAUCAUUGCACAGUAUAAGUUUAUCCUAGCUUUUGAGAAUGCGGUUUGUGAUGACUACAUCACUGAGAAGUUCUGGAGGCCACUGAAACUGGGGGUAGUCCCUGUAUAUUACGGAUCCCCCAGCAUCACAGACUGGCUUCCAAGUAACAAAAGUGCUAUUCUUGUAUCAGAAUUUUCUCACCCCAGGGAACUGGCAAGUUACAUCAGACGACUGGAUUCUGAUGACAGAUUGUAUGAGGCCUAUGUAGAAUGGAAGCUGAAGGGUGAGAUCUCCAACCAGCGACUUCUGACGGCUCUCAGGGAACGGAAAUGGGGAGUGCAAGAUGUCAACCAGGACAAUUACAUCGAUGCAUUUGAGUGUAUGGUGUGCACCAAGGUGUGGGAUAAUAUCAGGCUUCAGGAAAAGGGCUUACCACCCAAAAGAUGGAAGGCAGAAGAUACCCACCUGAGUUGCCCAAAGCCCACAGUGUUUGCUUUCUCACCACUCCGGGCUCCACCUUUGAGAUCUUUGCGAGAGAUGUGGAUAUCCAGCUUUGAACAAUCCAAGAAAGAAGCACAGGCACUAAGGUGGCUGGUUGAUAGGAAUCAAAACUUUUCAUCUCAAGAGUUUUGGGGCCUAGUAUUCAAGGACUGAUUUCAAAAGUGAUCAGAAUGAAACAGACUAGAGCCUUCUUGAGGUUUAUUUUCUAGGUUGCCUUAAUAUUAGCUAUUUGAACGUAAUAGCUAUUCCGUUGACUAUCCAGCAGGAUAAUAAUUAGUUGCUGCAGUACUCAUAAUGAGCCCUUUCAAAGAGUAGAUGUAAAUUACCCUUAGGGGUUGCCUCUAUAUUUUUUAUACUAAAAAAGGAAAUAUUUCUUAUGAACACUGGUUAUCUUCCAUGUCCAUGUCUGUGGACCCACAUACUUACUGCCUUUUGUGGAAAUUCACCUGAAGUGAGCACUUUCCUUGUGCAGUGGAGGGAGACAAUCUAGCUGUAGAUUCUUGAUACUCACCUCACUCUCAACAGCUUAUUGGUAUUUGGCAAACCCGGUGUCCUGCAGCUGAGCAUGAACAUGAAAUACAUUAGAACUUGGAAAUGAGAGAUCCCAUCUGUUGGUUUCCAGGGAUGUAAGUGAGUAAUAAAAGCUGUUUCAAGUUUA